Molecule: messenger RNA, 1458 nt
Organism: Venustampulla echinocandica
Lineage: Eukaryota; Fungi; Ascomycota; Leotiomycetes; Helotiales; Pleuroascaceae
Exons: 1
Coding region: 1-1458 (485 amino acids)
Molecular function (GO): chitin binding
Source: RefSeq, a predicted model, not a curated record
AUGCGAAUCUCUACACUUACUGUCGCUCUAGCAGCGCUCCAGACUGUUGCUGCUCAUACUGUCUUUACGACACUUUUCGUGGACGGCGUUGACCAAGGCGAUGGGACCUGCGUCCGUAUGCCGAUGACGCCAAGCAAUGCAACAGAUCCCGUCAACGAUCUAGCAAGCAGUGAUAUGGCUUGUGGAUUCGAUGGCACGAAAGGGGUUGCGCGAGUCUGUUCUACGAACCGCGCAGCGAAAUUGAAUUUUGUCUUUCGAGAAUAUGCAGACGCAUCGCAACCGGGAGCAUUAGAUCCAAUCCACAAGGGGCCUUGCGCCGUCUACAUGAAGAACGUCAAAUCAGCUAUCAAUGAUCCCGCAACGGGCGAUGGGUGGUUCAAAAUCUGGGAUGAGGGCUACGACCAGACCACCUCUCAAUGGUGCACCGAGAAGCUCAUGCAAAACAAUGGCGUCCUCUCCGCCCAGAUUCCAGAUAACCUGGCUGGCGGAUACUACCUUGUGCGGCCCGAACUUUUGGCUCUGCAUCAAUCUGACAAGAAUCCCCCCAAUCCGCAAUUCUACCUUGGGUGCGCCCAGAUAUUUAUUAACUCGACCGCAACGGCCCUCCCCAAGGAUACCGUGAAGAUCCCCGGAUACACGAAUAUAUCUGAUCCAGCAGUACUUUUUAAUAUCUACACAUUAAAUCUGCCAUACCAUACGCCGGGACCGGGGGCAUACAAGUCUGGAGUGAGUGCAACUGUCGAUACCAAACCCGUGGAGCAGCAAACAGAGGGCUUGCUUCCUUCAAAUGUGGUCCUGACGAACGCGAAUUGGUGGGCAGCUGAGCUGAACUCGUAUUCUGACCAAGCUGGCUGCUCGAACGCCUCUGAAACGUGUUAUGGCAAAGCUAAGAGCUGUUAUGAUUCGUCACCUCCUACGGGCUCGAAGAACUGCCGUAUUUGGGAACAAAAGUGCAAAGAUAUUCAAACCGCAUGCCAAGGGAACCAGCUCAACGGACCGCCUAAUAAAGGGAAGAUUUUGACGCCGCCCCAGCAGUCAGGAGUAGAACUUCCUUCCCCAUCUGCAGCAUCGGCAUCUCCCCCGUACGCAAGUGUAUCGGCUGGAAGCCCAGCAUCAUCUGCGGCAUCGGCACCUUCUCCAUAUGCAAGUGUAGCGGCCGCAAACCCAGCGUCACCUUCAUCUUCAGUAUCUGCUCCAAACUCCUCAUCUCUUCAAGUUUCACAAGAUGGGCAAUGUGGAAAGGACUUGGGACAGGCAUGCAAGGGAAGCAAGUUUGGGGAUUGUUGCUCAGAUAAGGGAUGGUGUGGGAGCAGCGAUGCAUAUUGUAGUGCUGGGUGUCAGGCUGAAUUUGGAGUUUGUGGGCAAUCUCAGCCUACGGGGCUGAGAAGGAGAGAUAUGAGAUUGGCGAAGAGAGUAAGAAUUUAUAGACCAUAUGACGACUCCCCGGAGGGCUCUUGA